This is a messenger RNA of Acanthopagrus latus (yellowfin seabream), 1587 nucleotides long. It is a transcript of the gene nog1, whose product is annotated as noggin 1. The record is from RefSeq and is a predicted model, not a curated record. Lineage: Eukaryota; Metazoa; Chordata; Actinopteri; Spariformes; Sparidae. Gene Ontology annotation, biological process: negative regulation of cell differentiation; dorsal/ventral pattern formation; osteoblast differentiation. The transcript has a single exon. Bases 369 to 1040 code for a protein of 223 amino acids.
CUCCUCCUAGACAACAAACCCACAUUCAAAGAGGGGCACACGCGUUACGUCACGCUCCGUGUGGAGAAUAUAACGGAGGUGGCGCGUUACGCACAGCGCUUUUCUGUCGGAGGGAGACACCGGGAGCAUCAUGCCGAGGCCGCGCGCACCGAGCCCGAGGACACAUCUGAGCGUCGUCACGAGAAAAUAAAGUUUUAUAUUCUGUCACGGGGAUUUUUCAUCAUGGGAAACUGAGUUUUCACGGGACACUUGAAGACGCAGGUUUGGAUUUUUUUUAUUUAUUUUUUUGUUGGCUCACGCGUAAUUGCGCACAAGAAAAGAUAAAAGCUCCCCUCUUGUGCGCGCUGAUCUCCCCAAGCAGCCCCGACAUGGAUCAGAGCCCCCAGCAGUGUGUGGCCAUGUAUCUGCUGCUGCUCUCCCUCGGACUUCUCAUGGACAGAGGGAUCUGUCAGCACUACUACCUUCUGCGCCCCAUCCCGAGUGACAGUCUGCCGCUUGUGGAAUUAAAAGAGGACCCGGACCCGGUGUUCGACCCCAAGGAGCGGGACCUUAACGAGACCGAGCUGAAGAGCGUCCUGGGGGACUUUGACAGCCGCUUUUUGUCCGUUUUACCGCCGGUGGAGGACAAAUACCCCGGGAACGAUGAGCUGGAUGACUUUGAGGCGCUAAAGCCGGGUGGAGUUCUGCCCAAGGAGAUCCGGGCGGUGGACUUCGACGUGCAGCUCGGCAAGAAGCACAAGCCCAGUAAGAAACUGAAGCGGCGGCUGCAGCAGUGGCUGUGGGCGUACUCGUUCUGCCCGGUCGUGUACACGUGGACCGACCUGGGGAACAGGUUCUGGCCGCGGUUCGUGCGCGCGGGCAGCUGCCUGAGCAAAAGGUCGUGCUCGGUGCCGGAGGGGAUGGUGUGCAAGCCCGCCAACUCGACCCACCUGACGGUCCUGCGCUGGAGGUGCGUGCAGAGGAAAGGAGGACUCAAGUGCGCGUGGAUACCUGUGCAGUACCCGAUCAUCACAGACUGCAAGUGCUCGUGCGCCAGCUAGAAACCGGAAGGGACACGAGACUCUGAAAACAAACAAACAAACAAAAGAAAAGAAUAAAUUAUAAGCUCAUUAUUUUUGUGAUUCUUUCUCUCACGUGCACUACCGAGUGUAGGAAUGUAAUUGUCUGUAUAUGCGGUGCCAUGCAGUUCUUAUAUAGCUCACUGUACAGAGUCAGUAUUACCUGUAACCAGAGUCUACUUUAUUUGUGGAGAAUAUUGGUUAUAUAUUUUGUAUUUAUGGAGAUUAUGGCGCAUAGAGCCACGUCAGGACUUCGCUGUUUUCUCUCCCAUAUUUGGAUGAAGCAGCUCGACCUCAGAGUUAAACGUGGCUUACUUUUGUUUUUUUUUGUUUUUUUGUGAUCCAGACUUUGUUUUUAUCCUGUAAAUUAAGGACAUGUGCUAUUUAUUCUUUAUAUUCGUGACAAUAAACCGACACUGAAAUGAUUUUAAAUGUUUUUUUUUCUUCUUCCUUUUCUGUUUGUUCACAUCACAGCCCAGGAUACCUUGGUUUCAUUUUGCUUUGUUUUGUUUUCAGUCACCUGCCACAG